Molecule: messenger RNA, 957 nt
Organism: Leptopilina boulardi
Lineage: Eukaryota; Metazoa; Arthropoda; Insecta; Hymenoptera; Figitidae
Product: COMM domain-containing protein 8-like
Exons: 4
Coding region: 282-827 (181 amino acids)
Source: RefSeq, a predicted model, not a curated record
UAAAUAAUAUCAGCAGAAGUAAAUAUUAGUAAAAGUUAUUUUAAUAUCUAUUGUUAUUAAAUACUUAAUUAUUUUAUUAUUAUAUUAUUGUUUUAAAUCGAAUGUUUAACCUAAUUUCCGUUAAUAAAUGCAAAUUAUAAUUUAUUUAAAUACAACUUAAACAAUUUACAACAAAACGUAAAAAAAACUUUGACGUUUUAAGGUUAUGUUUACUUUAGUUUUGACAAAAUAAAAAAAAUAAUUAGCAAAUUUACGUCAGUUAAAAAGAAAUUUUUAGAAAAAUGGAGAAAUUGCAUAAUUUAGACACAAGUAUUUUUAAUGAAUCAAAAUGUAAUAUUUUAAAUCAGCUAUUACACGCAUGUGCUGAUGAAAUAUGUGGUUAUCCUGGACCAAGUUAUCAACAUUUUAACAAAAGUAUAGAAUGGAGUCAAGAAGAAUACAAUAAUGCUUAUCAAUUAAUUUCAUCGCUUUUAAAAAAUCCUGUUUGUUUAUAUUUGGAUGAAGAAAAGAUGCCAUUAGAAUAUCACGCGCUUCCUGAACAAGUACAACAACGAAUUCUCAAUUGUUUAAAAGUUCGUAGAGAAAAAUUAACUGAAGCUUUAUUAAAAAAAGUCUCAAAAAAUAAUUUACCCACAUUUCGGGAUUUUGAUUGGCGAUUAAAGUUAAUUAUGGGAUCUAGUAAAAUGGCGUCACUUCGUGAACCUCUUUUACAAUUAGAUUUAAUUGUUGAAGAAAAAGAUAAGGAUAGACUAUUGGGCAUAGAAUUAAAUAAAGACGAAUUAAAUAUGGUAAUAAAUGCUCUUGAAUCUGCGGUAAAAAAACAAUGAAAUUUUCAAAAAAUUUGAAAUGUUUCAAAAAUUUAUAAUACUUAAUUUCAUAAUUAUAAAAUUUUAUUUUAAUUAUCUAUUUAAAUAUAUUGGAAUAAAUAAAAAAACGAAAUUUUUGUAUAAUACAUAA